This is a messenger RNA of Lottia gigantea (owl limpet), 1767 nucleotides long. RefSeq lists its product as hypothetical. The transcript has 3 exons. NCBI's taxonomy places the organism in Eukaryota, Metazoa, Mollusca, Gastropoda, Lottiidae. The coding region runs from base 1 to 1767 and encodes 588 amino acids. The record is from RefSeq and is a predicted model, not a curated record.
AUGGCGGGAACCACAGUUUCCAGAUAUGAUGUUAAAGAACACAUGGUGCUACAAGAAAUAUCAACUUCAAAGUUACCAGUCGUUAGGACUGCACCCGGUGUGGCCUUAACUACCAAAAGACCUACUAUAUACUUAUCCUUGAAGCCGAUGCGUUGUGUUGCACAUGGGAUGCGUCAACAAUGUAUAGGUCCAAUGCAUGAGAACCUUAUAGGUGUUAACCAGUGCCAAACGCCACUGUGUGCAUGUUUCCCGAAAGAAAUUGUUCUUCUGCCAUCUGGUGCCAUAAACGACAAAACUUUUCUGCCUAAAAAGGAAAUGUUGCCGAUUGAAAAAGAAACAAUAAAUGAUGAAGAAUUUGUAGAUAUACUGAAUUCAGCCAGUGCCACAAAGUCCCAAGUCGUUUUGGAACAACCUUCGAAACUUUACAAAGUUGGUGAUGUAAUUAGAGUUAAAAUUCAUCUAAUUGAUGGAAUAGGUAGACGAAGAUUAAUUGGAGGUGACGAUAUUCGUGUUUGGAUGAAAUCAACAAAUGGUAACUAUAAAGCCAGCGGUGAUGUUAUAGAUUUAAAAAAUGGGUCUUAUAUUGCUACAUUUAAAGCUCUGUGGAACGGAGAUUCCAUUAUACACACAGCUAUACCUUAUACAAGGGAAGCAAUCGCAUCUAUGUUGAAAUGGCGACGCCAAUAUAAAACUCUAUUCUAUUAUUAUGGAAUAUUUUUAAAGGGAAAAUUGCAGGAAUAUGUGUUAUGUUCUAUGUAUUCUACCAUACCUGGCUAUACAUCCGUGUGUAAUUUAACAGAUGUCAAUGAUAAUUAUCCCUGGUUUUGUGGUCGACCACUCAAUCCUCUUCUCACCUGCGAUGAUUUUAAAUUGGCAAAUGACUUUGAUUAUACCCAGAUACCAGUAACCACUGCAGAGUUCAUCACAUUUAAUAGAAAUAACACUAAAACAGUUCUUCAAUCAGUAAAAGUCCAUGUUGAUAGCGGAUGGUUGGAAGAACCGCGAGUCAAUUGUAGCAGCCUGCCAGUAAGAGAUACCUGGAACACCAAAAUGCCAACUGGAUAUUUUCAACAUGAUGAAUGGAAACAACUAAAAUGUAAAAACCAUAUAAAAAAGGAUUCCAUUUUGUCAUGUAUAGAAAAUACAACGCUGAUUAUCUAUGGCGACUCUACAACAAGACAGUGGUACAAAGCAAUGCUAAAUUUAACUAAUUGUAAUCAAUCUACGGAAGAAUGGACUAAACCUAAAUGGUAUGAGUAUUCUGUCUGUAAAUCUAAAAACAUAAAUUUUACUCUGAUAUGGGCUCCUCAUGUAUUUCCAUUUCCCAACGGACACAAACAAGCUAAUGGUAAGAUGAGUCUGAAAUCCGCAGUUACAUCUCUCAAUGAAUUACCAUCCACUGGAAAAGUGAUUUUUGUUUUACAUUAUUUUUGUCAUUUCGUCAGACAACAUUACACACUAUAUAUAAACCAUGUAAGGUCGUUAAAAACAGCAGUUAGAAACGCUUUAAAGAGAAACAAAGAUAUAAAAGUUGCUAUUAAAUCACCUCAUGUGUUUUAUCACACAAUGUGUCCAUCGUGUUUAAAUGACUUUCAAGGAAAAAUAUUUAUUGAUGUGCUGCAGAGAGAGUUUGAAGAGUUUAAAGAUUCAGUUAUAUUUUUGAAUUUUUGGGACAUGAAUACUGCUAUUGCAAAUGGACCUAUUCAUCCUGUGUAUAAGGUAGUGUGGGAAAAUUUGAGAUUACUGUUUGGUUAUGUAUGUAGGUGA